Pseudomyrmex gracilis is the source of this 4535-nucleotide messenger RNA. RefSeq names its product transcription initiation factor TFIID subunit 3 (gene Taf3). The transcript has 10 exons. NCBI's taxonomy places the organism in Eukaryota, Metazoa, Arthropoda, Insecta, Hymenoptera, Formicidae. Gene Ontology annotation, cellular component: transcription factor TFIID complex. Bases 231 to 3320 code for a protein of 1029 amino acids. Gene Ontology annotation, molecular function: protein heterodimerization activity. The record is from RefSeq and is a predicted model, not a curated record.
GAGAAGAGAGUAGGUAGGAGAACGAGAAUGGCGGCUGAUAGCGGUUGUGUGGUACGUCUACGUGUGGCGUGUUGCUAAGCUUCGUUGCGCGUUGCGUAAAGAAUAAAAUGCCUCAUGCGAUAGAUAAGUGUUAGACGCAACUACAACGGCCUUGUGUUAACGAUGUGAUAGACUAUCGGAAUUUGUAAGAUAAUUUUUCGCUGUCAAACACACACCGUAUCCAGAUAAAAAUGUCAGCUGAAUAUAGCAGGGGUAUUCUAAAGCUAGUUGUUGCUCAGAUUUGUCAGACCAUAGGAUGGCAUUCCAUAAAUUCAACACCAUUGGAGUUCAUGGUAGAUCUUAUGCAAGAAUAUCUGUUACGUGUUUCAAGACUCACACAUGCAUAUGCUGAAGUUUUGGGAAGGACGGAAGCAAAUCUUGACGACUUAGGAUUAGCAUUUCAACACAUGAAUAUUGAUAUACAAGAGUUAGCAGAAUAUAUAAAAAAUGUAGAUUCCGUUCCGUGCGUCAUACAGGUGCCACAAUUUCCAGUUAAGCGUGAGAAUCAUUUGAAUUUUUUAAAACCGGGUAGUCGUGAGGUUGUCACCAGACCAGUACACGUACACGAACAUUUACCAGCUAUGUAUCCAGAUACCGAAGAGGAAUAUGUGCCAGAAAAAAAUGAAAGUCUAACAAAUGGUAUGGCAGAUCUGACAUCUAGUAGUGGGACAUCAUCAGGUAAUUCGAGUAACACUUCGCCUCACAGACUGUCGCCACAGGUAGUUUUCAAACGUCCCGGGGAUCCCGUAUCUUUUGAGAGUCCUAUCGUGAAACGGGCAAAAGUCUUGGAAGAGGGCAGACCAUUGCGCGAAAUAAGCAGCGUCAUGAUGACCACUUCCGGUUUUUUAUCCCCGGCUCGAGAAGGAAAGCUACCUGAAGCGAGAACGCCGCAUCAAGUGUCAAGAUCGGAAUCACCGCAACCGAGCUCUUAUCCGAUGGUGCCGCCUGAAUUGAAGUGUGACAAGAAACCGAAAAAAGUUGUCAAAAAAGGUCCGGAGGAUCGUAAACUCGAUAAAGAAAACAAAAAGAAGAAAGGAAGCGCUAAGGAGUUAUUCAAGCCGGACAAAAUCGACGACAGCAAAAUUAAAAAACUGGUCGGUAUGAAAGAGUUAGCCAAGUUGAAACCGUUGAAGCCGGGCGGUGGCAAGACGCAGCCCGCCACAUUACAAGACGUUACGACGGGUAGUAGACCGUCCACGCCGAAAAUAGCGUCACCAAAAUCAACUGCCGGUAGUCCAAAGUCAUCGAAGGCUGCGCAACCAAAAGUCAAAACCGAGAAGGUGAUAGAUCUUACGAACGAUCUUCCCGUCGCCGAGAAGAAAGAAGACAACAUCGACAAAUUGCCAUCGGAACCGGACAAACAGAAGCUGAACAUAUUCAAAAAGAUCUCAAAACCGCGCGAAGAAAAAGACAAAGACAAGGAGACGCUGGAAACUAAGCAUAAAGAUACUUUGGAUCAUUCGCGUGACCAUUCACCGGAAUUAGUUAUUGAUGACAACAAUGCGGAAAAGCACGCGCAUCGUAAUGACGCCGAAGCGAAGGGAGGUCGCGAGGAGAAGAAAACACCUCAUACACCGGAUGUGCACAUUCAACCGGAUAGCGAUCAAACGGACAUGCAAAGUCCGCCGUCGGAUGUUUACAUGUUUGACGACGCUGACAUUUCGCCACCGGGUACACCCAGCACGCCAAAGACUCCCGAGUUGAGUGUACCUACGGUUCCGGAACAAAAGCGAAAGAAAAAAGAGAAGAGCAAAAAGAAAGAAUCUAAACUGAAGAGUCCGAAACAAUGCGUCAGUCCAAAGAAGACAAAGACACUCUUGAACGAUGCGGCAGAAGUGGAUAUAUUAGAACGACCAAAAACACCUCAAGCACCAGAGCCACCGUUACACAGAGAGCCUACUCUUCCACCUACAAUUCGAUUUCCCUUUUUCCCUCCGUUUCCUACGGCACCCAGUUUAAUACCUCCACCAAUGUUUCCGCAUCCGAGAUUCCCGUUACAACUGGGUCGUGGCGGGCCAGGUCCUCAUCCCGCGAUGCCAAACUUACCGCUACCGCCGCGUUUUCUCAAUCCGCCUAUAAAACCCGAAGAUUUUGCGUUGGCCAAGAUUAAGCCGAUGGAGCGGGAGAAGCCAUUGAUUCCACCACCGGUUGAGUUACCGUCUUCGUCGAUUCCAAACGAGAAUGAGAAAGCAGACAAAGAGAAGGUGGAUAAUAAAUUCACGAAGAUGUUUAAACCGAACAAAGAAUCGCCUUUCAUGAAACUGCCCGAGAGGGUACCACCUGUAGGCGUUGCACCGCCUAUAGUGUCUGCACCUGUCGCACCAAUCACGCUUGUUCCACCAACAGUACUCGCCACGCAAACACCAUCGUCGAAAAACCCUAAAACUGAAAAAGCAGAGAAGAAUGAUAUGGUAAACUCGAAAUCUAAAGAACACAAAAAAGAGAAAAAGGACAAGGUAAAGAAGAAAAAGGACAAGAAAGAGAAACAUAAAGAUAAAGGCGAAAAGGUGAAAGAGAAGAAAGAAAAGGCUGAUAAACGUGAGAAAUUGGAAAAGCUUAAAGAGAAGAAGGAGAAGAAAGAAAAGAAAAAGGAGAAGGACCAAACUAAGAAAAAUAUGAAGGAAGAUAAGAAUCCGGAAGCUGUUCCGAAACUUACGUUAAAGCUGGGUACAGCUUCUCCUAGACCAGCAACACCAGACAAUGCUCCUUCUUUUGCGAAGAAGAUAACCAUCAAACCGCUCGUGAAAAAGCCCGAAGAAGAAAUCAAACGAGAACCUAGUCCAGAAUUGGCGAAAAUAUCGGCACUGGUAACACGACCACCAAAACAAAAGUCAGCAAGUAAGAAAACAGAGGAGGGGAUAUUAGACGGAAGCCUUGCUCUUCCUACAGACUCUUUCUCUACCAAUCUUACUAGUGCUGCAUCAGUUCCUCGAUCAAAAAAAUCUAACUUCCAAAGUCUACCUCAAAGUGAGCCAGUGCCUCAUUUUGACCCUCCUCCUAAACUCCCGAACCCUAUAGCGCCGCCACAACCACCAUAUUAUUUUGAUCAAGGAGGCCGUCAAGUUUGGAUAUGUCCCGCAUGCGGCCACCAGGAUGAUGGCUCGCCGAUGGUCGGCUGUGAUGAUUGUGAUGCGUGGUAUCACUGGGUAUGCGUCGGCAUGCAAGUUCCUCCAGCUGCCGACGAGGACUGGUACUGUCGCUUUUGCAUAGCGAAGAAACAGGAACAGCUUCACGACAAGAAGAAGAAGAAGCGAAAGAAGAAAGUGAAAGCGACAGCCUAGUAUAAGCCAACCGGGUCCAACUGCGUGAGACCCGGUGUUACAGUGCCACCUAUUACCAAAGUCAAAUCGAAGGAUAAUAAAAUCGGUGUGAAAACAAAAAAAGUGCCCAAGAGCGAUGGUAAAACACAACCACCGAUAAAAACAAAACCGAUAGCGGCGAAGGGAAAAAUUGUAAAGAAUGUAGUAAAGGAAAAAACUGUGAAAAAAAAAUAGAAGAUUGUUACAUUGUUUGGUGCAAUUUAAAGAGGAGAAUCAUAUUUUGUAAACUGUGUGAACUACUGUAAAUGACUUCACUUGACACUAACUGUAUUCGUAACGAUAUCUCACAAUGCGAUAUUUGUUGGUGUUUUAGUUAUCAAAACAUAGUGGUUUUUUAAAUGUUUAAAUAUAUAUACAUUUAUACAUGUAUAUAUAUGUAUAUGAAAGACACACCAACAGAUAUCGUAUAAGAUAUAAAAUAUUCUUACUUAUUUUCUGGGAUUCUUCUUUCUUUUUUAGUUUCCUACUUUGUAUACGCACUUACAUGCGUUUAUGUCAUCAACAUGGUUUAUUAUUCAAUGUAACAAAUUGCUAAUAUAUUUUCAUAGCUAGAUUUAAACCACACUUCUUCACACAUUGGCAGAUUUAAUAUGGGAGACACUUCGAAAAAUGCAAAGUUACGUCUUGUUUCAAAGACGUUAUCAUGAAUUAUGUAAAAUAAUAUAACACAAUCGUUGUUACAUUAUGGUGAUGUAUAUAAUUUGUAUAUUUCAUUUCUUUGUUACAUAUAUGUUACAACCGAAGCAUAGAAAAUCUAGUAAGUGUACAUGUGCUUUUAUUUGCACUACUUUUACUAGUAAAUAUAUACAUUCAUUCUCAAAUAGUGUGAGAGUGUCUGGAUUUCUACGCUUUGACUGUAAUAUUAACCAUAUGAUUGUGUGAUCGUGAGAUUGCAGAUAAAAUAUCAAUGAUGAGGUAUUAAUAUAAGAUAUUUUGAUAGCGAUUUUAUUGCAUGUCCUAUACUAUGAGUCAUUUUAUUAAUCCGUCUAAUCAUUUAUAAAUAAUGAUAUUGUAACAUUUGUGUUGUACGUAUAAAAUAUGAGAGAUCUUUUACUUCUGAAAUGUGUAUAUAAGUAUUUAUGAACUGUGAAGCCGACGAUGCCUUCGUUAACAAACAACUAUUCACUAAGCCAAUAACAGCAAUAAAGUAAAACAUGUCUGUAAAAAAAAAAAAAA